AUGUGUAUUCGUCCUAGCACUCAAGCCCUAUCACAAGAACCACCUUCUCCUUCUUCACCCAAACGAACUAACUCAGAACCUCAACCUGAACCUAUAAACUCCGAACCUCAACCUGAACCUAUAAACUCCGAACCUCAACCUGAACCUAUAAACUCCGAACCUGCUUCAGAGUCUCGCAAAAGAGCAAUGCCAGAACCCUGCACUCCCGAACCAAAUCCCAAACCUCACCACGAACCGAAACGUCACGGUUUCUCUUCUGGUUCUACUCCACCACCACCGCCGCCGCCGCCGCCGCUGAUCCCCGUCGAAUUCACAGAUGCUUUCGUGGAGGAUUUGUUCAAGUAUCUUCCGAUGCCGGUGGAAGAACUGAACCGUCUAAGUCCUUCUAGGUCUACUCUUCCACCAGCAUCACCACCAACCGUUUUCGGCGAGGAUUUAUUCAAGUUUCUUCCGUCGACUUCGUAUGAUGAACCGGUACCGCUGAACACGAUCUUUCCUCUUACUGAGGAAAAUGCUCCGGAUCUUGGAUUUCUUGAAAAAGAUUGGACUCCUCCAGUUCCGACCAAUAUUGAUGAAAGAAUCUCCGCUCUUGCCGAUCCUAUCGAUCCCGCUGAAGUUAUCGAUGAACAGUACCCUAAUCGCUGGGAUCAUGAAGUGAAUCUUCGUCGCCGUAAAAUUUCUGCCGCCAUGUCCCCUUCAAUGAGUUACGUUCCCGUUGAUCAUGCCGGUAAUACUGAUAUACCAGUUCCGACACCUUUAUCAGUGGGAGCUGGAAUUGAGAAUCUGAGAAACACUUGUUUUAUGGCUGCGAUUCUUCAGUGCUUAACACAUACUGGACAAAUGUUAACUGGCCUUCGUUAUUGCUUUCAUGCUUCUCCAUGUCAUCUACGUGGUUUCUGCGUUAUUUGUGCUUUCCGCAACCACAAUGACCAAGCUUUACAUCCUUCUCGAAACACAAUUCGUCCAACACUGUUUCUUCUUAAUGUGAACCAUUUUUCAGAUAAUUUUGUAGCGCAUAGCCAGGAGGAUGCUCAUGAGUUUAUGAUAUGUGCCUUGAAUAAACUAAAAAGUGCCUUUCCAGAACAAGGUCGACAUAAUCUAAUUGAACAAAUAUUUGGAGGCAAAACUGUUAGCCAACUUCGAUGUCGCAGCUGUGGUUUCUCUUCUGAUACCAUUGAGCCAAUACUUGACUUGGGUUUAGCUGUAGAUAACGAGAUUACCGUUCAAAGGGCUCUGGAUUCUUAUAUCAUGGUAGAAAAUAUGGAUGGGAUGUUUAAAUGUAGUAGCUGCGACCAAGAAGUAUACAUGGAGAAACAGCUUUUGAUUGAUAAGGCACCAGAAAUUGCAGUACUACAUUUGAAAAGGUUUAAAAAAGACAGAAGCACUUAUGAAAAGAUUGAAAAUCAUGUUUAUUUCACUCCGAAGUUGGAUUUGGAGCCUUAUACAUCUGCUAAAGGCAGGGAAGAUCCGAUUUUGAUGUAUGAUCUAUACGCGGUUGUUGUGCAUAGCGGAUCCACAGCUAAUUCAGGGCAUUACUUUAGCUAUGUGCGUUCUGAUGAAGACACAUGGCAUUUGAUGGAUGACGCUCAGGUUUUUGGUGUUUCUGAAGAACAUGUCCUGGCUCAGCAGGCAUACAUGCUGUUUUAUGCAAAACAAGGUACAGCCUGGUUCUCUAGUAUUUUGGAAACUGAAGAGAGAGCUGUGAGAUCAGUAUCCACAGACAACACACAGGGUUUUGGUAGUGGAGAAAAUGGUUUUAGUGAUUAUAAGGAGGAAACUGAUAAUGAUUCGCCACAUGCUAAUGAUGACGAUUUGAUGUGGGCAAAUGAUAGCGAUUCGACGUAUGGAAUUGAUACUGAUUCGCCCGAUGGGAAAGAGAAGACUGCGAGUGACAUGGAAGAAGAAGAAGAAUGUGAUUCGGCGGGUGUAAAUGAUAAGGAUUCCAAGGAUGCAGAUGAUAAGGAUUCCAAGGAUGCAGAUGAUAAUGAUUCCAAGGUUACAGAUGAUAAUGAUUCCAAGGUUACAGAUGAGAAGUCUGGGAGUGGUGUGGAUGGAGAAGAAUGUGAUUUGGCAGAUGCAAAUGAUGAUAAUGAUUCCAAGGAUGCAGAUGAUAAUGAUUCCAAGGUUACAAAUGAGAAGUCUGGGAGUCACAUGGAUGUAGAAGAAUGUGAUUUGGCAGAAGCAAAUGAUAAGGAUUCCAAGGAUGCAAAUGAUAAUGAUUUGAAGGAUGCAAAUGAGAAGUCUGUGACUGGCAUGGAUGGAGCUGAUGGUAAUGAUUCUAAGGAUGCAAAUGAUAAUGAUUCCAAGGUUACAAAUGAGAAGUCUGCGAGUCCCAUGGAUGUAGAAGAAUGUGAUUUGGCGGAUGCAAAUGAUAAGGAUUCCAAGGAUGCAAAUGUGAAAUCAGUGAGUGGCAUGGAUGUAGAAGAAUGUGAUUUGGCAGAUGCAAAUGAUAAUGAUUUGAAGGAUGCAAAUGAGAAGUCUGUGACUGGCAUGGAUGGAGCUGAUGGUAAUGAUUCUAAUGAUGCAAAUGAUAAGGAUUCCAAGGAUGCAAAUGAAAAGUCUGUGAGUCGCAUGGAUGUAGAAGAAUGUGAUUUGGCGGAUGCAAAUGAUAAGGAUUCCAAGGAUGCAAAUGUGAAGUCUGUGAGUGGCAUGGGUGUAGAAGAAUGUGAUUUGGCGGAUGCAAAUGAUAAGGAUUCCAAGGAUGCAAAUAUGAAGUCUGUGAGUGGCAUGGAUGUAGAAGAAUGUAAUUUGGCGGAUGCAAAUGAUAAUGAUUCAAAGGAUGCAAAUGAGAAGUCUCUGACUGGCAUGGAUGAAGCUGAUGGUAAUGAUUAUAAGUAUGCAAAUGAUAAUGAUUCCAAGGUUACAAAUGAGAAGUCUGCGAGUCCCAUGGAUGUAGAAGAAUGUGAUUUGGCGGAUGCAAAUGAUAAGGAUUCCAAGGAUGCAAAUGUGAAGUCUGUGAGUGGCAUGGGUGUAGAAGAAUGUGAUUUGGCGGAUGCAAAUGAUAAUGAUUCCAAGGAUGCAAAUGAGAAGUCUGUGACUAGCAUGGAUGGAGCUGAUGGUAAUGAUUCUAAGGAUGCAAAUGAUAAUGAUUCUAAGGAUGCAAAUGAUAAUGAUUCUAAGGAUGCAAAUGAGAAGUCUGUGAGUGGCAUGGAUGGAGAAGAAUGUGAUUUGGCGGAUGCAAAUGAUAAUGAUUCCAAGGUUGCAAAUGAUGAUAAUGGUUCCAAGGUUGCAAAUGAUGAUAAUGAUUCCAAGGUUGCAAAUGAUGAUAAUGAUUCCAAGGUUGCAAAUGAGAGGCUUGGGAGUGACAUGGAUGAAGACGAUGUGUGA
Molecule: messenger RNA, 3327 nt
Organism: Lathyrus sativus (Indian pea)
Lineage: Eukaryota; Viridiplantae; Streptophyta; Magnoliopsida; Fabales; Fabaceae
Source: the annotation of a GenBank genome assembly